UCAUUUUUAAUUGGUAUACCAUACCAAGCAGGUAGGUAUGUAAAAGAGAAUUGACAAAAUGAGCAAAAUACCGUUAUUAAUAUUAUUCAUAGUGUUCACUUGUAUUUCAUAUACAGUUUUUUGUAAAGAAGAGUUACAUACCAAAAAAAAUCUACAACGACAUGAAACAAUAUAUAGAAGAGAUAAACAUACUUCAGAAAAAAAAUAUAAGCAAAAAGCUGAUAAAAGGUGUUUACCUGAACAUUGUCAGCUUGUUUGCCCUCUGCAGCCUCUCUCUGGAUAUCCAAUAAAACCUCCCACUUCUCCACAAAAGCCUCCCUCUGGAGCUCCAAUAACACUUCCCACUGCUCCGCAAAAGCCUCCCUCUGGAUAUCCAAUAACACCUCCCACUGCUCCGCAAAAGCCAGGUGGCUUAAUACCUCAGGCAAUCAAUGGGCUUAAUCAAUAUUUUGGAAGACGUUUAUCAGAUUGGACGGGAGGAAAUAGAAACCAAGAGCGUAAAAAAUCCGUAAAAAUAAAGCUUACAAAAAGGCAACGACGUAUUUUUUAUAAGCAUAUAAAAUUGGGCACUCUGAAGUCUAGAACUAGUUCCAAAUUUAGAGAAUUUAGUCCAAUGGGAUGUUAUAUACAGUGUGGAAACUAUGGACCUUUGAAUCCUGGUAUAGCUACAGCAGGUACAAGUAAACCAGGUGACACUGAAGAAGGUGGUGAAGAAGACGACGAAGAAGGUAGCGAAGAUGAUAAUGAAGGAGAUGAUGAUGAAGAUGAACCGUAUCAUGACGGUGAAGACAAGCCAAUAGAGGCAACAGUUUCUCCACCUGAUAAAAAAUCACAAGUUAUAUCAUUCGGAGAUCUUAAUAAUGAAUUAUUGGAAGAUCGGAAGAAACGAUUGAAACAAAAAACUUUUAAGCAAAGAGAUAAUCAUUAACAGGAGAUUUAAAUUUGGAUAUUGCCAUUAUCUUUGGAUACUAUCAUCUUCCUUAGUAGUUUUAUAGUGUAGUAAAAUUUUGACCGGUAUUAGGAUAACUUAUAAUGAAUGUUAAUAUUGAUCUAAAUGUUCUAUAGUUAUAAGUGUUACAUUUAUCAAUCAUAAUAAUAAUUAUCAAUAAACUAUUCUGCCAUAAA
Molecule: messenger RNA, 1125 nt
Organism: Diabrotica virgifera virgifera (western corn rootworm)
Lineage: Eukaryota; Metazoa; Arthropoda; Insecta; Coleoptera; Chrysomelidae
Product: proline-, glutamic acid- and leucine-rich protein 1-like
Exons: 8
Coding region: 59-928 (289 amino acids)
Source: RefSeq, a predicted model, not a curated record